CCUGACGCGUCCUUUUCUUGAGCGAGCGAGCAAUAUCGAGAAGUCAAAAAAUGUCAGCUGACAAGAUCUUGACCCCGCUUAGUGCCUUCCCGCUGCUCCCUGGAACAUCCAUUGUAGCAGCAGCAAGACAGCUUACUAUCGUUCAAUGACAGACUUCGGUACCUCCCCAACAUCCUCAGACGCCUCGACCUCGUCCGUUGAGAUCGGCGACUUUGUCUUCUGCCGUCACGGCUCAGAGCGUUGCGCCGAAUGCAACUGUGACUUUGUGGAGGACAAUGAUUUCGUUGCGGGCUUCGACUCCGGCGCUGCACGCGAGUCGAUGACGGUCGAAUACGUCAUGAAUGCCAAGGAUGGCGGUGUUCUGUGCAAGAAGCACCGUGCAAAGGAGUGCAAGUCUUGUUUUGCGUUCAAAAAGACGAUCGCCAAGCUCGAGAAGGAUGCUGCAAAGGCUGCCAAGUCGAAAAAAGGCCCUACGUCGAACCUGCUCGUUUGAGAGUUCAGGGACGAAUCAAGAAGGAGGUUCGAGUGUAGCUUGCUUUUCGUGAAACGUCAGUUGUCGAAUCAGAAAUUGGAACGAAAGAAAUGCAUCACAUAUAUGUUCACAUUGA
Mixia osmundae IAM 14324 is the source of this 608-nucleotide messenger RNA. RefSeq lists its product as uncharacterized. The record is from RefSeq and is a predicted model, not a curated record. NCBI's taxonomy places the organism in Eukaryota, Fungi, Basidiomycota, Mixiomycetes, Mixiales, Mixiaceae. The coding region runs from base 146 to 493 and encodes 115 amino acids. The transcript has 4 exons.